Molecule: messenger RNA, 1383 nt
Organism: Vigna angularis (adzuki bean)
Lineage: Eukaryota; Viridiplantae; Streptophyta; Magnoliopsida; Fabales; Fabaceae
Product: thymidylate kinase
Exons: 7
Coding region: 387-1055 (222 amino acids)
Biological process (GO): dTTP biosynthetic process; dTDP biosynthetic process; dUDP biosynthetic process
Cellular component (GO): cytosol; mitochondrion; cytoplasm
Molecular function (GO): ATP binding; dTMP kinase activity
Source: RefSeq, a predicted model, not a curated record
GAUUAGUUUAAAAAACUUCCUUAACACGUAACAGUUGUGGCAGAGUAAACAAAACCCUAAUGCCUGACACAGUGUGCCCAGUGUCACAAGAAGUUAUCGCCGACCAUCACUGUUGCAGGAUUCUCAUGCCCAAAUUGCUCUCUUUCUGCAUUUCAUGUUAAUGUGUUAAUGUCAGUGGUUCUGGUCGUUACAGGCUUUGGCAUACUUUGUUAAUGUUGUCACUGGAGGAAGAAGCUAUAGCUAAAGUAGCAUAAACCCUGACUUCCCAUGAAUAAGCUUGUGUCAAUUCUUACUUUGGGCGAAGGAUUUUCAGAACACUAGUGUUGCAUAAGUCAUUGAAUUCUCGUGUAAAAUUCUCCUCCAAGUGCUUUCCAAGCAACAUAAGAAUGGAAAAUAAUCUUAAUAGUAGCACAGAGGGAAACAAAAUGGAGUCUAGAGGUGCCUUGGUUGUCCUAGAAGGUCUGGAUCGUUCUGGGAAAUCUUCUCAGUGUAGCAGACUAGUGUCCUUCUUGGAGGGACAAGGGAUCUCUGCUGAAUUAUGGAGAUUUCCCGACAGAACUACAAAUGUUGGGCAAAUGAUAUCUGCUUAUCUUAGUAACACAUCUCAGUUGGAUGAUCACACUAUUCAUCUCCUCUUCAGUGCUAAUCGUUGGGAAAAGAGGUCAUUGAUGGAAACAAAACUGAAAACUGGAAAAACUCUCAUUGUUGACCGAUAUUCUUAUUCAGGGGUGGCUUUCUCAUCUGCCAAGGGACUUGAUAUUGAGUGGUGCAAGGCCCCAGAGAUUGGUUUGCUGGCACCAGAUAUGGUAGUAUACCUUGACAUAUCUCCUGAGAAAGCUGCGGAAAGAGGAGGGUAUGGAGGUGAGAGAUAUGAAAAGCUGGAGUUUCAGAAGAAAGUUGCUGAUUGUUACUCAGUUCUUCAUGAUGUAUCCUGGAAGGUUGUUGAUGGUUGCCAACCCAUGGAAGAUGUGGAGAAACAGUUGCAAGAGAUUGUACUUGAUUGUGUAACAGAAUGCCGGAAGGGGAAGCUGCUUGCCACCUUGUGGUCGAAAUAGACACACCUUGAAAGAGAUGUUAUACAAUAAUAAAUUUUCAAGAUAUAUUAUUUUGAACACCAAAGCGCAGUUUUUUGGAACUCUGAUUGGUUCUUUGUUGUGUGCUAUAAUAACAUUGAUUUGUUUCCCUUGCAAUUUGAAGAUGGCCUGGGAAUUUCUCUUAUGCUCAACUUGGAAGGAAUGAAGAAUUCCUUUGCAGCAGCUUUGUGCGUCUCUGAUGAGGUCCAGAUUCCCUCAAGAAUAUAUUUAAUGCUUGUGGAAUUCGUAGGAAAAUAUUUUGAUAAAAGCCAAAUUAAUUUAUCUAUGAAAAUGUUAGCUCUGUUAGUUA